GCUGCCGCGGGCUCGGCCGGGCGGGUGGCGCAGCGCCGUGCCGUGCCCGACGCUCAUCUCCGGCCGCCGGGGCGGGAGGAGCCGCGGGGCUCCCCAUGAAGCGCCGGAGGAUGAACAAGCUCUACAUCGGUAACCUCAGCCCCGCCGCCACCGCCGACGACCUCCGGCAGCUCUUCGGCGACAGGAAGCUGCCCCUGGCCGGCCAGGUCCUGCUCAAGUCCGGCUACGCCUUCGUGGAUUACCCGGACCAGAACUGGGCCAUCCGCGCCAUCGAGACCCUCUCGGGUAAAGCGGAGCUGCACGGCAAAGUGCUGGAGGUGGAUUACUCCGUGCCCAAAAAGCUCAGGAGCAGAAAGAUCCAGAUCCGAAACAUCCCCCCGCACCUGCAGUGGGAGGUGCUGGAUGGCCUCUUGGCUCAGUAUGGGACAGUGGAGAAUGUAGAGCAAGUUAACACAGACACAGAAACUGCAGUUGUCAACGUUACAUAUGCAACAAAAGAAGAAGCAAAAGUAGCAAUUGAGAAGCUCAGCGGCCAUCAGCUUGAGAGCUAUUCCUUCAAGGUUUCCUACAUCCCGGAUGAAGAGGUGAGCUCCCCUCCACCCCCCCAGCGAUCCCGCCGCGGGGGCCACGCUUCCAGGGAGCAGGGCACCUCCCCGGGGGGCUCCUCACAGCCCAAACAGCUCGAUUUCCCACUGCGGAUGCUGGUGCCCACGCAGUUUGUUGGUGCGAUCAUAGGAAAGGAGGGCUUGACCAUAAAGAACCUAACUAAGCAAACCCAGUCCAAGGUUGACAUCCAUCGGAAGGAGAAUGCUGGCGCUGCUGAGAAGCCCAUCACCAUCCAUGCCACACCAGAGGGCUGCUCCGAGGCGUGCCGCAUGAUUCUUGAUAUCAUGCAGAAGGAAGCUGAUGAAACCAAAUCAGCAGAAGAGAUCCCCUUGAAAAUCCUAGCACAUAACAGCCUGGUGGGGAGGCUGAUAGGCAAGGAGGGCCGCAACCUCAAGAAGAUCGAGCAGGACACCGGCACGAAGAUCACCAUUUCACCUUUGCAGGAUUUAACUAUUUAUAACCCUGAGAGGACCAUCACGGUGAAGGGCAGCACAGAGGCAUGCUCCAAUGCUGAAGUGGAGAUCAUGAAGAAGCUGCGAGAGGCCUAUGAGAACGACAUUGUGGCUGUCAAUCAACAGGCCAACCUGAUCCCAGGACUGAACCUUAGCGCUUUGGGGAUCUUCUCAACAGGGCUGUCCAUGCUCCCAUCCUCAGUGGGGGCUCGAGGCGCUGCCGCAGCCGCCCCUUACCACCCUUUUGCACAGAGUGGCAGGAGGAGAACGAGCUCCUCGGCGUACCUCUCAGGGCUGUAUGGAGCCUCCCCAGUUGGUGCCUUCCCACAUCAGCACCCCCUCCCUGAGCAGGAGGUUGUGAACCUGUUCAUCCCGACGCAGGCAGUGGGAGCCAUCAUUGGGAAGAAGGGGCAGCACAUCAAGCAGCUGGCACGCUUUGCAGGGGCCUCCAUCAAGAUUGCCCCAGCAGAAGGUCCUGAUGCCACUGAGCGGAUGGUCAUCAUCACAGGGCCACCCGAGGCGCAGUUCAAGGCCCAGGGGCGAAUAUUUGGGAAGCUGAAGGAAGAGAACUUCUUCAACCCGAAAGAAGAGGUGAAGCUUGAAGCCCACAUCAAGGUGCCUUCCUUUGCAGCUGGCCGUGUGAUAGGCAAAGGUGGUAAAACGGUGAACGAGCUGCAAAACUUAACGAGCGCAGAGGUCAUCGUGCCCCGAGACCAAACCCCAGAUGAGAAUGAGGAGGUCAUCGUUAAGAUCAUUGGGCAUUUCUUUGCCAGCCAGACUGCACAGCGCAAGAUCAGGGAAAUCGUCCAGCAGGUGAAGCAGCAGGAGCAGAAACAUGCUCAGGGAGCCCCUGCCUCGCAGCACAGCAAGUGAGGCUCCCUCCCAGCGCGCCGAUGAAUGUACCCCUGCCAGCAUGGGCAGGGAGCAACCAAAGAGCACCCCGGGGCACAGGGAUGAUGUGGGGACGGCCCCCUGCACCCCGCAGCGCCCGGCCUCUCCAUCCCACAGCCUCCGCCUGACUCGAUUCCUGACGCUAUCCCUUUAGUUGGACUAACAUAGGCAGAGGGGUUUGGGAUUUUGUUGUUUUGUUUGUUUGUUUUUCUAAUCGUUUCUAUUGUUUCCCCCAAAUGCCCCGUUUUGCAACCAUUCCCUGGCCAGGUGUGGCUGGAGGAUCCCAUCCGGCAUCCGUGCCGGUCAUAUAUUUUAGAAUUAAUAUAUCAAUAACAAAACUAAUGCUGGUUUUUAAUUUUUAUAAUUUUUUAAUUUUUUUUUUUCUUUUUCUGUUUUUUUUUCUUUUUUUUUUUUUUUAAUAUCACAGGGGUGGGAUGUUUGUUUUUAGUCAAAGCAGGCUUUUCUAGGCUUAAGGAAAGGAACUAGUCCAGUGGUUCUCUAAUGCACAGUAGCACAGAGUUGUAGGAUUGCCAGCAGGAACAACAAUUAAAGAAGUGUUAACGAGCAGUUUCUUCAGGGCUGUGAAAGCAGUGCCAUGGGGAUUGCCUGUAUGAGCCAACAGAAGGGAUACCGUCUCCUACCAGAGAAAACUCUCCCUUUCACACGCCCUUUCCUCUUUGCUUCACAGAGUCCAAAACUGGGUUUUGCAUCUGUUCUGCCCCAUGCCCUGUCCAUCUCUUUGUCUCCAUCACUGCCAGACAAAGCUGUGCUCAAUGUUAGCACCCCAAAACCAGUCUGCCCCUUGGUCAGCCCGCAAAGAACAACCCCCCCCUCCCAGGGCUCUUUUGGAGGAUAAAUUGCUUUUUGGGAGCUUUUUUUUUCAUAUUGGAGGGAGAAAUAAGAGAAAAAAAUAUUUUCAAAACGUUGUUGGCCCAGGGCUUGAAGAAAGAAAAGACCUUGCAAAAGUUUUUACAAGAACACAACACGCAUACACACACACAUACACACACACACACAAAGAACUACCUCAGGUUUUCGUACCUCAGCACCUUGCGCUUGUGUUUCCCUUUUAGAGAUUUUUUGUAUGCCUUGUAAAACUGAUAGUUGGAGCAUUUUUUUAUUUUUGUAAUAAAAACAAAAGUUGGAAAACUAUCUCGACCAAGUCAGCUGCGAGGCGGGAGGAGGAAACCAGCCCACGUGUCCGAGAGCUCUUCUGUAAUCUCCAGCUAGCCCAGGGCCAGUGGCCAUUCCUUUGGAGAAACGUUAAAAAGAUGAGAGGAAAAAAAAAAAGCACAAAAAAAAAAAAAAAAAAAGGUAAAAAGGAAAAAAAAAAAUAGCAAAAGGUGAUGAAAGCCAACCAGCAAAAGAAAGGACCAGGGCUGACCGCCCGGCGAGGUGCUGAAGGCUGAGCCCGUGCCAGCGAUGUACCGACAGACUGCAAUGCCAGUUUUUGUCUGCUGCAAAGUGUUCUGUGAAAAAAGCCAACGAUGACAACAACAACAAAAAAAACCAAAAUAUAUCCAGCUAACAAGAGCCUGA
Messenger RNA from Phasianus colchicus (ring-necked pheasant), 3488 nucleotides. It is a transcript of the gene IGF2BP2, whose product is annotated as insulin like growth factor 2 mRNA binding protein 2. NCBI's taxonomy places the organism in Eukaryota, Metazoa, Chordata, Aves, Galliformes, Phasianidae. Gene Ontology annotation, molecular function: RNA binding. The record is from RefSeq and is a predicted model, not a curated record.